Molecule: messenger RNA, 2498 nt
Organism: Zootoca vivipara (common lizard)
Lineage: Eukaryota; Metazoa; Chordata; Lepidosauria; Squamata; Lacertidae
Source: RefSeq, a predicted model, not a curated record
GGGAAGAAGAUUUUACGCUUGCUCUGCUUGCAGAGAAAGAAGAGACUGUAACUUUUUUCAGUGGGAAGAUGAAAAGUAUUAAGGUGUGAAAUAUAGCUGGUAUCUUUUUGGUAUCUACAUAUUGCUGGAAUUUUGUGGGGAAAGAAAAGCAAGAAGCCUUCCUGCUCUCAUCCCCUUAAGAAUAGCUGAAGGGAAAGAACUCACCAAUACAGCUGGACAGUUAAGCAUAUUGCAGAAGCGCAGCUAUUCAUACUAUAGUAGUGUGUCCAUCUGAAAACUAGGUACUCUAAAAAAUACUUAGUGGCAGUGCUUUUUUUUUCUUUAAAAUGUUUAGGGGUACUCUAAAUUGAAAUAGGGGUAUUGAAAUACCUACUGCCCCUCAAUGAGGGCAAACUUAGAUUCACAAUAUAUUCAGGGGUAUGCUUACCCCCAGGGGAAAAAAGCACUGCUCAGCGGUGUGUGUUUUUUUUAAAGCUGUGUGCCAUUGGCAGAGAUGGACAUAAAAGAAGGGGAGAAAAGGGGGAAACUGGCUGAAGAUUUUAGAAGAGAGGAACCGGAGUGAAUGUGCACAUCUGAAUUCACGUUUCAGUCAUUUAGCAAAAAAUCCACAUUUUGCAUUAUUAUUAUUAUUAUUAUUAUUAUUAUUAAAUUUGUAUACCACCCUAUACCCGCAGGUCUCAGGGCAGUUCACAGGAUAAAAUCAGAAUAUAAAUCCACAAAAUGCAUAAUCAAAACAAAAGCAAAAACAACCCAGUAGUUCUUCUUCCCAAAUGAAGCAAAUGCUUAAGCACUGAGGACUACCAUGAAGCAAAAUUUGGAUUUUUAAAAUUUCUUAGUGGGCCAUAAAUUCUGAGAGGAAAGUUUGAAACUUGAGCUGGACUGAAUUCUUGAAAACCGUAUCUGUUUGUGAUAAAUAUUGUUUGGAUUUCUACGUAUAUUUCAUGCACGUUUUCCUCAGGUAUCAGAAGCUAGACUUUCAGUACGGGAAAUGUACAACCAACGCCAUCAACCAUUAUUAUCUCACAGAGACAAUGUAGAGAGGUACAAGGAGUAUGUAGCGUUGCCACUGUCGGAAAGGAGGUUUUGCAGAGAAUGCCAGCUGCUGUUGUUGCCAUCAGAGUGGGGAAGACACCUGGGCCAUCACAUCCUUAGUGAUGUCUCUGUUACCCAGCUGAAAAGGCCCAGCCAGCUCCUCAUCCCUCUGGAGAAUAAGAAGACAAAUGCACAAUACCUGUUCACCGAGAGAAGCUGCCAGUUCCUGCUGGACCUCAUUACUACGCUGGGUUUUAAAAGGGUCCUUUGUGUUGGCACCCCAAGGCUGCAUGAAUUCAUCAAAUUCCAAACAUCGCAGGAAAAGAAGAUCUGCAUUAAGAGCCUUUUGUUAGAUAUUGAUUUCAGGUACUCUCAGUUUUAUACAGAGGAGGACUUCUGCCAUUACAACAUGUUUAACCACCAUUUCUUUGCUGGAGAGGCUGCUUAUGAGAUAUGUCGGAAGUUCUUGCAGGAGGACAAUGGGAAAGACGUCAUCAUGGUGGCUGAUCCUCCCUUUGGAGGCUUGGUUGAAGCUUUGGCAUUUAGUUUCAAAAAGCUGGUUGCAAUGCGGAGACAAACAGGAGGUGCAGAUCCUGCUGACAACAACUUACCCAUACUUUGGAUAUUUCCAUACUUCUUUGAGUCACGCAUUCUUGAAUUUUUUCCAAAUUUCAGUAUGCUGGAUUAUCAGGUGGACUAUGAUAAUCAUGCCCUUUAUAAGCACGGAAAGACAGGUCGUAAACAGUCCCCAGUUCGUAUAUUUACCGACAUUUCACCACGUUUGAUAGUGCUUCCCGUGGAAGAAGGAUACAGGUUUUGCUCCAUCUGCCAGCGGUACGUUAGCUCAGACAACCAGCACUGUGAAAUCUGUGAUUCAUGCACAUCAAAAGAUGGGAGACGAUGGACACAUUGUUUGCUUUGCAAAAAAUGUGUAAAACCCUCUUGGAUUCAUUGCAGCGUUUGUGGUCGCUGUGUUCUGCCAAGUCACUCUUGUAAGAGUGCUGAGGUUGGAUCUGAGACGGGGUGCUUCAUUUGUGGAGUAACGGACCAUAAACGCGCCACCUGCCCUAAUCUACACGUGGUUAGGAGAACACACCAAGGCGGUAAAAAGUCAAGGCAAAAGAAGAAGAAGAAGUUGGUGAAUGUGAAUGCUACGAAAACGACAGGUGGAAAGAAGAUGAGAACUGCAGUAUAAAUUAUGGGCUGUGUUUGCAUGAGUCCUUCAUUCAGUGUUCUCCAAAUAUUAAUCUGGGUACUGAAUAUCUGACUGAAUCAGAGGCCAUAUUUUGCAACUCUGCAAAUGUCACCAAAACACCAACUCUUGCUGAUGCACUAAAUGUGUGAAUAUAUAUAUAUAAUAUAUAUAUAUAUAUAUAUAUAUUGUAGUCUUUUUAGUACACUGUGUAUAUACACUUUCAACAAUGUAACUGAUUUUAUAAAUUUUAAUAUAUUUUUGCAAAAAUGAA